This is a messenger RNA of Epinephelus moara (kelp grouper), 547 nucleotides long. RefSeq names its product ribonuclease P/MRP protein subunit POP5-like. Gene Ontology annotation, molecular function: ribonuclease P RNA binding. The annotation marks the transcript as partial. NCBI's taxonomy places the organism in Eukaryota, Metazoa, Chordata, Actinopteri, Perciformes, Serranidae. Gene Ontology annotation, biological process: tRNA 5'-leader removal. The record is from RefSeq and is a predicted model, not a curated record. The transcript has 4 exons. Gene Ontology annotation, cellular component: ribonuclease P complex.
GGUGUCUGGUAUCAAGUACACCAAGCACCGCUUGUAAUGUCCAGCGAGUGGCGCUAGUGCAACUCUCCGGUUAGUGCAUUGUUCUUCUGUUGACGGAAGUCCUCACAGAAGAAGAGAGGAGCUACGAUGGUGCGUGUGAAGUCCAGGUAUUUACUGUGUGAAGUCAACGUGUCAGACAGAAGCCGCCUGUUGCUGCUGGAUGACAGGGCUGUUGCAGCGGCAGUGAAAGCAGCGGUGGCCCGAAUACACGGGGACUAUGGGGCAGCUCUCUGCAGCAUCAGAUUCUCUGUGAAAUAUCUGAAUGCUCAUACUGGAAUAGUACUCCUGCGUUUUCCCAAAAGGUGUUACAAACUCCUCUGGUCUGCAUUGCCUUUCAUUACCUGUAUUGAAACUCGUGGGCACAUAAUCCCAUGCUUUCUGAACUGUUUGCAUGUGGGAGGAACAAUUAGAACAUGUCAGAAGUUUUUGAUCCGAUACAACACCCAGCAGCUACAUCGAAUGCUCCCGAACUGCAAAAACGAAGGUAAGGGAUUCAAUGGACUGCUGU